This is a messenger RNA of Anarrhichthys ocellatus (wolf-eel), 2014 nucleotides long. Its product is annotated as adapter protein CIKS-like. The transcript has 7 exons. The coding region runs from base 325 to 681 and encodes 118 amino acids. Lineage: Eukaryota; Metazoa; Chordata; Actinopteri; Perciformes; Anarhichadidae. Gene Ontology annotation, biological process: positive regulation of canonical NF-kappaB signal transduction; humoral immune response. The record is from RefSeq and is a predicted model, not a curated record.
CGUGAGCAGUAUAUUAAUGAUCUGUUCAUAUUCAGUUACGGGUCGUUCUCUUUCUUCUGUCUCGUUUCAGAUCCAGACCCCUGCAGACGUCCUGGACCUGGAUUCUCACAUAUCGGACACAACGCUCCGGCUAAAGAGAAGCAGCCUCUUCACAGCUCCCUGCUGUCUCUGGAGCAGAGGAGAGUUUUUGUGACCUACGAAGCCGACGACGACAAACACGUCAACGAGAUCAUCAACUUUGUGGCUCUGCUGCGACACAACGGCUUCGACACUCACAUCGACAUCUUCGAGCAGCAGUUCAGGAGCAUCAGCAAGAUCGACUUCAUGGAGCGCUACCUCAGCGAGAAGGAGUACCUGAUCAUCAUCAUCAUCAGUCCGAAGUACUACGACACCGUGACGGCCUCUCCUGUCGGUCAGAACGACGAGCGGACCUUCAACACGGUCUACAUCCAUAAACAGCUCCAGAACGAGUUCAUUCACAACGGGAGCAAGAACUUCAGGUUCAUUCCCAUCGUGUUCCCCGGGGCUAAGAAGUGUCACGUCCCAAACUGGCUGCAGAACACUCACGUCUACCAGUGGCCGCUCCACCGCGACGACAUCCUGCGGCGGCUGAUGAGAGUCGAGAAGUACAACCCUCCUCCGAUCGGAGAGCUGCCGACCAUCGUCUCCAUCCCCUUAUAGAGACCUCGUGACCCCGUGACCCCUGGAGACGCAAAAUAAACGCACCCUUUGCUUUUCUGGAUCACUGCUGGAGGUGAACGGGGGGGGGUGUUACAUGUGCAGGCGGUUUUUAUCUUUUUAUUUUGAGUGUGAAUGUGAUGUUUAAGGAGCAGUUCACCCCAAAAAUAUAAAAAAUACAGUAUGUGUGCUUCUUAGUGCUAUUAAUCAAAUCAGGCCUGAACUCUGAAGAGGGGACGAUGUGGAGGGUAGAUCGUCCAUGAAGUAGAUUUCAUUCUGCUGAAACUCACUUUGCAAAGGAAAUAGCUGAAGAGCGUUCAUCUGUUUCAUGCGGUUUGUUGGUAACCCUGCUGACAAUCACAAACAGCCCUCGAGCUUCUUACGCAAUGGAAAGUCUGUUCACUGCUCCAGUUAAUAGGACGAGCCUUAAACACGACUCCACCUUUGUCUCCGCUACAAGCCAGAAAGCUAACGUUCUGCUAGCAUAGAUUCAAAGUUUACAUAACACGGCGUAGUACAUUAGAUUAUUAAUCAUCAGUGGGGGAACUCAUUUACCACCAAAUCAACUCAGACAACAACAGACAGAAAAACACAUUUCAACGAACAAAUAAGACCAUAAAAAGCCCUUUGAGACAUUAAUAACAUCAUAAAGAUGCUAAAUCUAAAAUAAUGUGACUGCUGCUGCAAGCAAAGAGCUUCUGAUGGUUCAGUAGAACGCUGCGGUACAUAUUAUGUUUAACAAUAAGAGUAGAUCCAUCUGUCAUCUAUCAACGUAACGUUACGCCAGUAAGAUUGAAAGUCAAUAACGUUGAAUAGAACUACAGGUGAGAGGACAUGUGUGUAGUUUUUAUGUUAGGGUGAACUGUCUCUUUAAGGGUGCUGCGUGAACCUUUCACCUUGUUGCAUAAACAUAAUUAGUCUUUAAAUUCCACAGAAAGGUGUCGGUGUUGACGUGAAGCCGCAUGUUUAAAUCUGUGACCUCUGAACUCUGCUGGUCCACUAGUAGAACGUUUACGUCUUUUUAAAGCUUCAUUUGUUUUCUUCUCAUGUGCAUGUGUGUUGUAUGAUUUAUUAGACACCAUAUGAGCUUUAAUUUCACCAAGUCUACAGACGGACGUGUUGUCUUCAUUAUCAGAGUUGAUCUGAAGCAAACAGCUGGAUGCAGUUAUUGUUGUUGAGAGUGAAACAUAACACACGAUGUCUGCAGACUCAUUCACUUUUGUUAUACUUCACAUUAUAUCACAUGAUUAAAUGUAUAUUGUUUUCAUGUAUUUCUACUCAUAAAAAGGUGUUUCACAGGUAAACAGCGCUUCAUGAAUAAAGACAGACGACCUGA